This is a messenger RNA of Aspergillus bombycis, 921 nucleotides long. RefSeq lists its product as uncharacterized. The transcript is spliced from 2 exons. Gene Ontology annotation, cellular component: mitochondrion. The record is from RefSeq and is a predicted model, not a curated record. The coding region runs from base 1 to 921 and encodes 306 amino acids. Lineage: Eukaryota; Fungi; Ascomycota; Eurotiomycetes; Eurotiales; Aspergillaceae.
AUGGAACAGGACUUCCCUAUCCACCAGGCAUUUCCCUUCACCAUGCCGAGGAACCGCUUAGCGGAACUCCUCACCGCAGAUGUGAUAGCUGCUGCAGGCUCAGCAUCACUGAUCACUCCGGCCGUCAUGAUUCUUGACCGACUUGUCGUGGAGAAGUCUUCGCACAACCAGCCUCUCUUGCCAGCGUUCCGCCGACAUCUGUGGCUCUCCAUCACCCAGCCAGCGACUUUCCUUACAUCUCGCCCGAGCCUUCUAGUUUGGGGCCUCUACACCGCAACAUUUGCAGCAGCCAAUGCCACAGAAACCGUCCUGGACCGGGUUUACCCUGAUGUCGACCACGCCAUUGCGGGAAUGGCGACGUUCCUCUCUACAUUCGUCGUCAACUCGUCCGUGGGCAUCUGGAAAGAUGUUAAGUUCGCCCAGCUUUUCGGUCACCCCCCGGCUGCAAAGCCCACCAAUCCUAUCCCCAAUCCCACAGCCGUCUCCAAGAGCAGUUUCCUGCGCCGUUCCAUCCGCACCAUGCCACUCGCAACCUACUCCGCCUUCCUUCUCCGUGACGGCCUCACCAUCUUCGGCUCGUUCAAUCUCCCCGCCGUGGUCUCCAGCUCAGUUCCCGACUGGAUUGCCUCCCGCGAAUACGCCAAGAUCCUCUUCGCCCAACUCGCCAUCCCUGCCUCCAUCCAGCUCGUCAGCACGCCCAUCCACCUCCUCGGCCUCGACCUCUACAACCGACCGAUGCAGCUCCCGGCUCGUGACCGCAUCGCACGCGUCAGCAGAGACUGGAUCGGCGCGUCCCUGACACGCAUGUGCCGGAUCAUCCCGGCAUUUGGCAUUGGUGGAUUCGCCAAUACCGAAGGGCGGGCAUUCAUGCACCAGCAACUCCAACUAUGCGGGGAGGAGUAUGAGACCGAGGCUGAGUGA